This is a messenger RNA of Caenorhabditis angaria, 883 nucleotides long. NCBI's taxonomy places the organism in Eukaryota, Metazoa, Nematoda, Chromadorea, Rhabditida, Rhabditidae. The record is from the annotation of a GenBank genome assembly.
AUGUGUGUAAUUGUGCGUCGCCGUGUUAUGCACAUUUUCGUUUGUUACCGUACUUUUGUUGCUGAUUCCCAAAAUUUUUUCACAUUUCACUUCAUAAACCCGAUAUAUUUCAAUGCUUGCGUGAACACUUUGAAUUUAUAUUCACUCCACUCACGUGGUAAAUUCAUAGAGGUGAGUUGCAAUUCCUGUUCGAAUCCAAUUUUACCGAGUUUUCGUUCAAAAUUGAAAAAAUCACGUAUUUUUUUCGAAAAUCAUGUUUUUUGUUGCAGACAUGUCUGAAGACUGGGGUUGCAACGAAGAAUUAUUCGGCGAGACGAGCAACGUCGAAAAGCAAACUAAAUCGCUUACCGAACUCGUCGAUAUUCUCACCAAGAAAAAUAAAAAUGGGCCAAAAGUCGCGGCACAAUCGUCUGUGGAACCGGAAAAUGUGAAAGUCAUACCGUUUCAAAGACCUGGAUUGUCAUCAAAAUCGGCGACAAAGAUCGGAAUGGUUCAUGCCCCAAAAAUCUUGAAGAAAAAGAAGGCACAGGCCGGUUCAUCAGUCACCAACAAUAACAAGAUUUUGAAUGAGACUAAUGUCAAGCGAGUCACUUUUGAGGUCGAGAAAUUCAUAUCCAGAGAAGCCGCAAAAGAUGAUCGCGAAAAAGCGAGAGAUCGUAUGCUGGUGAGUUGUAUUUUUCAUGAAUUUAAUCGAAAAUCUAUUGUUUUUCAGGCAUCUCUUGGUGCUGCACCUCAAAAACGUGAGUAUGUCAACUACAAAGAUCUGAAAAUCGAUCGAGCAAACCAAAAAGCAGAUGCAAAAGCACAAGCAGAAAUGCAUCACGCUAACAAUUUGUCAAUGACGGUUAUCAAAAAGAAGAAAAAUAAUAACAAGAAAAAGUAA